Felis catus (domestic cat) is the source of this 1671-nucleotide messenger RNA. It is a transcript of the gene YIPF3, whose product is annotated as Yip1 domain family member 3. The record is from RefSeq and is a predicted model, not a curated record. The coding region runs from base 150 to 1181 and encodes 343 amino acids. Lineage: Eukaryota; Metazoa; Chordata; Mammalia; Carnivora; Felidae. Gene Ontology annotation, cellular component: Golgi apparatus. The transcript has 10 exons.
CAAACAUCCGGGUUUCUCCUUUUUGCGUUCCGGUUGAACUCACCUCUCUUUCUCGCCCCUGGACAUCUCCCUCCUUCAGGCCCGCGUCUCUCCCACUCCUCCGCGCGCUGGACUAGCGCGGGCUUCAGUGACGGGAGCCCUCGAGGGACAUGGCAACUACAGCGGCGCCGGCCGGCGGCGCCCGAAGCGGGGCUGGUCCGGAAUGGGGAGGGUUCGAAGAAAACAUCCAGGGUGGAGGCUCAGCUGUGAUUGACAUGGAGAACAUGGAUGAUACCUCAGGCUCCAGCUUCGAGGACAUGGGUGAGUUGCAUCAGCGCCUGCGCGAGGAAGAAGUAGAUGCCGAUGCAGCUGCUGCGGAAGAGGAGGAUGGGGAGUUCCUGGGCAUGAAGGGCUUCAAGGGACAGCUGAGCCGGCAGGUGGCUGAUCAGAUGUGGCAGGCAGGGAAGAGACAAGCCUCCAGGGCCUUCAGCUUGUACGCCAACAUCGACAUCCUGAGACCCUACUUUGAUGUGGAGCCUGCCCAGGUGCGAAGCAGGCUCCUGGAGUCCAUGAUCCCUAUCAAGAUGGUCAACUUCCCCCAGAAAAUCGCAGGUGAACUCUAUGGACCUCUCAUGCUGGUCUUCACGCUGGUUGCCAUCCUCCUCCAUGGGAUGAAGACAUCUGACACCAUUAUUCGGGAGGGCACCCUGAUGGGUACAGCCAUUGGCACCUGCUUCGGCUACUGGCUGGGUGUCUCGUCUUUCAUUUACUUCCUCGCCUACCUGUGCAACGCCCAGAUCACCAUGCUCCAGAUGCUGGCAUUGCUGGGCUAUGGCCUCUUUGGGCACUGCAUUGUCCUGUUCAUCACCUAUAACAUCCACCUCCAUGCCCUCUUCUACCUCUUCUGGUUGCUGGUGGGUGGACUGUCUACUCUACGCAUGGUGGCAGUGUUGGUGUCACGGACUGUGGGCCCCACACAGCGGCUGCUCCUCUGUGGCACCCUGGCCGCCCUACACAUGCUUUUCCUGCUCUAUCUGCAUUUUGCCUACCACAAGGUGGUAGAGGGGAUCCUGGACACGCUGGAGGGCCCCAACAUCCCGCCUAUGCAGAGGGUCCCCAGAGACAUCCCUGCCGCGCUCCCUGCUGCUAGGCUUCCUGCCACCGUGCUCAAUGCCACAGCCAAGGCUGUUAUGGCAGGAUGAUGGUGGGACAGCCCAGACUACAUUGAAAGCAGUGACUGAACCUGGAACCUGCCCCUGAGGGCAGGGGACACCUGACCCAUGGAGCAGCAGGGAGGCCUCAGACACAGGAACCAUUAAGUCUGAUGGAGGAGUGCACCCAGCUUGAGUGGGCUCAGCCUCACUCGGGACACCAAUGGAGCAGUGACAAUUGGUCAAAAACUUCAAUUCAACCCCAUGUAAUUACAAGGUUCUUAUGUACCUGGCCCAUUGCCUAGGGAUAAUUUUCCUGUGGGAGCUCACAUUUGAAGCCAAACUUGGCUUUGUGCUGGUUUUACUGGGGCCAGAGGAACAAAGCCAUCGGUUUCUUCCGUCCUUUUCAGGAGUGCUAUUCGUUCCUAAAAACAACCAGCACCCCAAGCAUAGCACCAUCCACCCCACCAUCCAUUUAAUCGGCUCUACUUAACGAGUUAAAUCAGGUGGUUAAUGAAAUAGAAUUGUCAACCUCCCUUCA